AUGUCUGAGUUUUCCUUGGCAAAUGGUCGCUUGUCCGUGAAUAGCAACAGCUUACCAAGACACCUUCUUUGCCCAUUGCCCCAUUUCAAAAUCUAUCAGAGUCCGAUAGCGAUCCAUCAUGACACAUUCGUUACAAGGUUGAGGAACCCACAAAAGCUGCCUCUCCUCCAGUUUCCCCCCAAAACAUCCAAUCACAAGCGUAAUUGUCUGAAUUCUCCAAUUGCCGACCUCUCACUGAUUGUCUGCAAUCGAAUGAUACCGCAGGCUGGGCAGUGCGACUCUUCCAGAUGGACUAUCCGAAUUGAGUUUAUUGACAUGGAAGUCAGCGCUGUCAUCCUCAAGACGUCUCUAGAAUCCCGAGCGAUUAUUGCAACAAAGUUGCAGGACGAGCUGACGACUGGAAAUAUGACGCCAUCAAAUCUCACCUCAUACCUCGAUGCAGGCGCGACACCGCUCUAUCUCAGCUUCGCUUUCAUCAUCUACUAUGUCGUCUCAUCUAUCAUAGCUUACGGCCGUCUCCGCGAUUUCCCCGGGCCGCUCAUCGGACGCUUCUCUUACAUAUGGCUCAUAUCAAACGCCCGAUCCGGUCGACCGGCCGAGCACUUCACCAACCUCAACAGGAAACAUGGUUCCCUAGUCCGCAUUGGCCCAAACGACCUCGUCACUGACGACCCGGAUAUCCUACGUCGCAUGAACGCUGCCCGAUCACCUUACGGCCGAUCAUCCUGGUACGAUACCACAAAGCUAAAUCCUCACGAAGACAGCUUGUUCAGUCUGCGCGACACCGGCGCACAUGACAAGUUGAAAGCGAAGUGCGCAGCUGGAUACGCCGGCAAAGAGAACCUGGCGCUCGAAGACGGCAUCAACUCCCAGGUCGCUGGUUUCGUGGACCUCAUCAAGAGGAAGUAUGUUACUACCGACGACGAGGUCAGGCCGAUGGACCUGGGCAAGACAACACAAUAUUUCACGUUGGAUGUUAUUACCAGAGUUGCGUAUGGAAAAGAGUUUGGGUACCUAGCCACUGAUUCGGAUGUCCAUGACUACAUCAGCACCACGGAGGCGGCUAUACCGCUUCUGCAGCUAUGCAGCGAGGUGCCAUGGCUUGCCAGCUUUAUGUUUUCCAAGCCCGUUCUAGGCGCUGUCGGCCCGAAACAUACUGACAAGAGCGGAUUGGGAAAGCUAAUGGGAGUGGCCAAGGAGGUUGUCGGACGACGUUUCGGUACAGAUGCAAAGGAGGAACCGGACAUGCUGGGUGCCUUUAUCCGGCACGGCGUCAGCCAGAGCGAGUGUGAAACAGAAGUUCUCUUCCAGAUCAUUGCUGGAUCAGACACAACCGCAACAGCAAUUCGGACGACUUUCCUGCAUCUUAUCACAUCGCCUCGCGCAUAUCAUACUCUGAAAACCGAAAUUAGCACAGCUAUCACCCAAGGCCGGAUAUCAUCCCCCAUUACCUAUGAGGAAGGAAAAACAUUACCCUACCUUCAGGCCAUUAUCUAUGAAGGUCUCCGGAUGUGCGCGCCCUUCACCGGCCUUUGCGCCAAAGAAGUGCCCGCCGGAGGAGACACUAUCGAUGGACACUUUGUUCCGGGUGGCACGCGCAUCGCCCAGAACGUAUGGGGCACGCUUCGUCGCGCCGACGUAUUUGGUAAAGAUGCGGACCUCUUCCGGCCUGAGCGAUGGAUCGAAGCCGACGCGGCGACAAAGGAUAAGAUGCAGAAGACAACUGAACUCGCGUUUGGGUAUGGACGAUGGGGUUGUGCGGGAAAGAAUGUUGCGUUUCUGGAAUUGAAUAAGGUGUUUGUUGGAGUAAGCACUGUCUUUCCGCCCCGAUUGCUUCGCAAUUUUGAGUUCCAGAUUUUGGAUCCCGCUAAGCCUUGGCAUAGCGUCAAUCACAACUUAUUCAUGCAGGAUAACUUUUGGGUAAAGGUCACCGAACACAAGGAUUAA
This is a messenger RNA of Colletotrichum lupini, 1947 nucleotides long. RefSeq names its product cytochrome P450. The transcript has 9 exons. Lineage: Eukaryota; Fungi; Ascomycota; Sordariomycetes; Glomerellales; Glomerellaceae. The record is from RefSeq and is a predicted model, not a curated record. The coding region runs from base 1 to 1947 and encodes 648 amino acids. Gene Ontology annotation, molecular function: oxidoreductase activity, acting on paired donors, with incorporation or reduction of molecular oxygen; monooxygenase activity; heme binding.